Messenger RNA from Gastrolobium bilobum, 2177 nucleotides. RefSeq names its product 2,3-bisphosphoglycerate-independent phosphoglycerate mutase. The coding region runs from base 324 to 1994 and encodes 556 amino acids. NCBI's taxonomy places the organism in Eukaryota, Viridiplantae, Streptophyta, Magnoliopsida, Fabales, Fabaceae. Gene Ontology annotation, cellular component: cytoplasm. The record is from RefSeq and is a predicted model, not a curated record. The transcript has 10 exons. Gene Ontology annotation, molecular function: manganese ion binding. Gene Ontology annotation, biological process: glucose catabolic process.
GUACACGGUAAUGGCCUAUACCAGGUAAAAUCAGGGGGCUAAAAAAUUUGAUGUGUUCGGACUUUGGAGCAGCCCUUAUUAUUACUGUGGGUGUGUGUGGCUUUGUGCUCGGAAUCCAGAGUGGCAUAUACCAAAGUUAAAAAAAGAAAAAGAAAAAAGAAAAAAAGAAAAUAGAGAGCCACUAGCAUAUUUAUUUAAACAGAGUGUGUAGGGGUUAGGUUGUUGUAGCAUUACAGUGGUGUUUGUUGUCGCGAAUAGUUUGCGUCGUUCCGCCACCGAGAGAGAUUUGUUGCGAAUCUGAAGAAAUUUACAGAGUUAAGAAGAUGGGUACCUCAUGGAAAUUAGCGGAUCAUCCAAAGCUUCCAAAGGGUAAACAGGUGGCGGUUGUGGUCUUGGACGGUUGGGGCGAGGCUAAACCCAAUCAGUACAACUGCAUCCAUGUCGCUGAGACACCCGUCAUGGACUCCCUUAAGAACGGUGCCCCUGACAAAUGGAGAUUGGUUAGGGCUCAUGGUAAGGCAGUAGGCCUUCCAACAGAAGAUGACAUGGGCAAUAGUGAAGUUGGUCACAAUGCACUUGGUGCUGGCCGUAUAUUUGCUCAGGGUGCAAAGCUUGUAGACCUUGCUCUUGCCUCUGGAAAAAUUUUUGAAGGAGAAGGUUUCAAGUACAUAAAGGAAUGUUUUGAAACUGGCACAUUGCAUCUCAUCGGGUUACUGAGUGAUGGCGGAGUCCACUCCAGACUUGAUCAGUUGCAGCUGUUGCUUAAAGGGGUUAGUGAGCAUGGUGGUAAAAGAAUUCGUGUCCAUAUUCUUACUGAUGGCCGUGAUGUUUUAGAUGGUUCAAGUGUGGGAUUUGUUGAAAUUCUUGAAAAUGAUCUUGCAAAAUUGCGUGAGAAAGGCAUCGAUGCAAGGAUAGCAUCCGGUGGAGGUCGAAUGUAUGUCACAAUGGACCGCUAUGAGAAUGACUGGAGUGUUGUUAAACGAGGGUGGGAUGCUCAAGUUCUUGGCGAAGCCCCUCAUAAGUUUACAAGUGCUCUUGAAGCUGUCAAGAAACUGAGGGCUGAACCAAAAGCGAAUGACCAGUAUCUGCCUCCUUUUGUAAUCGUUGAUGAUAAUGGGAAGUCUGUUGGCCCCAUAGUUGAUGGGGAUGCUGUUGUUACAUUGAAUUUCCGGGCAGAUCGUAUGGUUAUGCUUGCUAAAGCUCUGGAAUAUGAAAAUUUUGACAAAUUUGACAGAGUUCGCUACCCAAAGAUCCACUAUGCAGGAAUGCUUGAAUAUGAUGGUGAAUUGAAGCUUCCAAGUCAUUACCUUGUUUCUCCACCAGAGAUUGAUAGGACAUCUGGCGAAUAUUUAGUGUAUAAUGGUAUUCGGACUUUUGCUUGCAGUGAGACUGUUAAAUUUGGUCAUGUCACAUUCUUCUGGAAUGGAAACCGCUCUGGGUAUUUUAACCCAGAAAUGGAGGAAUAUGUGGAAAUUCCUAGUGACAGUGGGAUUACGUUCAAUGUCAAACCAAAAAUGAAGGCACUUGAAAUUGCUGAAAAGGCAAGAGAUGCAAUUCUUAGCAGGAAAUUUGAUCAGGUACGUGUCAACCUACCAAAUAGUGACAUGGUGGGGCAUACAGGUGACAUUGAAGCAACAGUUGUGGCUUGCAAGGCAGCUGAUGAGGCUGUGAAGAUGAUCCUUGAUGCAAUAGAGCAAGUGGGUGGAAUUUUUGUUGUAACUGCUGACCACGGAAAUGCAGAGGACAUGGUGAAGAGGGAUAAAUCUGGAAAUCCUUCUCUUGACAAGAAUGGAAAUAUCCAGAUUCUUACUUCUCACACUCUUGAGCCUGUGCCACUUGCAAUUGGAGGUCCUGGAUUGUCGCCUGGUGUCAGGUUCAGAAAUGAUGUUCCCACUGGUGGACUGGCUAACGUUGCUGCAACUGUGAUGAAUCUUCAUGGAUUUGAGGCUCCCAGCGACUAUGAGCCAACUCUCAUAGAAGUAGUUGAUAACUAGGGCAACAUAAAUGGAUUAUAAUUUACAGAAAUGCAGUGCAGGUUGUCAGCCUCCAAAUAAUUAAAAACUUUCAUCCUUCCACUUGUUCGGUGGGUUUUGUUCUUUAUAACUCUUAAGUCUGCGGUUGACAGAGGAUGAUAACUAUAAUUAAUGCGAUUUUGAGUGAGUUUCCUUUCAACUUUA